This is a messenger RNA of Arthroderma uncinatum, 1605 nucleotides long. RefSeq names its product monosaccharide transporter. Lineage: Eukaryota; Fungi; Ascomycota; Eurotiomycetes; Onygenales; Arthrodermataceae. Gene Ontology annotation, biological process: transmembrane transport; carbohydrate transport. The transcript is spliced from 4 exons. Gene Ontology annotation, molecular function: carbohydrate:proton symporter activity. Gene Ontology annotation, cellular component: plasma membrane. Bases 1 to 1605 code for a protein of 534 amino acids. The record is from RefSeq and is a predicted model, not a curated record.
AUGAAUAAGGACAUUGAUGAGCGCUCUCUGCCGUCUCCUACGGAGUACAAGGGCGAGGGAUGGAACCCGAUUCGGGCUUCGCAUAAGAGCCGGCCUCACGCUUCCAAAGAGGCGAGUGGUUCGGACAGAGAAAGCCAUGCUGCUGGAAUGGUCAACACGCCUAUCCCCAGGCUAACAUGGCGAACUCUGGUGAUGGGGAUCUUCGUGUCAAUGGGAGGGUUUCUCUUUGGCUACGAUACCGGUCAAAUAUCGGGGAUACUGGAAAUGGAAAAUUUCAAAGAGCGGUUUGGUGAACAAGGUCCCAAGGGGUACAGUUUUUCCAAUGUCCGCGCAGGACUAAUUGUGGCUCUGAUUACUUCACCAUAUCCAAAAUGGUACCAAGUGGCGAUUGGGAGAUGGGUUACCGGUCUGGGAGUCGGCUCCCUGUCACUGCUGGUUCCAUUGUACCAGGGAGAGAGUGCACCAAGGCAUAUACGUGGUGCGCUGGUUAGCACCUAUCAACUGUUCAUCACGCUUGGUAUUUUCAUCGCCAAUUGCAUCAAUUAUGGAACGGAAGCCCGCCGAGACCCCAGCUCCUGGAGAAUCCCUAUGGGAAUCACCUUCAUCUGGGCCGCCAUACUGGGCUUUGGAAUAGUCUUCUUCCCUGACACCCCACGAUAUGAUUACCGACAUAACCGGAUAGACAAGGCUAAGCGGACAAUGAUGAGGCUUAACGGAGUUCCUGAAAACCAUGAAAAGCUGCAUGAAGAGUUCAACGAGAUCAAGCGCCAACAUGAGGAAGACCAGCUCACGAAAGACCAACCUUGGUAUGCGAUUUUCUCCGCGCCUACCAUGCGGUACAGAUUGCUCCUGGGAAUAACACUACAGGCAUUUCAGCAACUCACUGGCGCGAAUUACUUCUUCUACUACGGCACUUUUGUGUUCAGGGGUGCUGGUUUGAGUAAUAGUUUUAUCACCCAGAUGAUCCUCGGUGCGGUUAACUUCCUCGCAACAUUCAUUGGACUUUACAACAUCGAACAUUUCGGGAGACGCAAAUCCUUGAUCGCAGGAGCUCUCUGGAUGUUUGUAUGUUUCCUCAUCUUCGCAUCUGUCGGCCAUUUCGUACUCGAUCGUGAGGACCCAUCCUUAACCCCGGCUGCUGGCAAGGUGAUGGUUGCUUUCUCCUGCCUAUUUAUUGUAGGCUUUGCAUGUACUUGGGGGCCCAUGGUUUGGGCUAUCAUCGCCGAGUUAUACCCAUCCCGAUAUCGUGCUACCGCCAUGGCAAUGGCCACUGCAUCAAAUUGGCUGUGGAACUUCCUACUUGCCUUCUUCACCCCCUUUAUCGUCGGAGAUAUCGAUUUUUUGUACGGAUAUGUGUUCGCUGGUUGCCUUCUCGUGGCUGCCGCCAUCGUUUAUUUUGGUGUUAUAGAGGGCUCCGGACGUACCCUUGAGGAGAUUGACAUGAUGUAUCACUUGCACGUUAAGCCGUGGAAGAGUUCGAAAUUCGUGAUCCCUCCUUCUUUACAAAGGGAUACACCUUCAGACUCGAAUCACGAAAAUGAGGUACCGGCUACUGUUCCAAAUUCUCAGGGACAGGCCGCACCAAAUAUGCAGGCAGCUACCUGA